Molecule: messenger RNA, 1674 nt
Organism: Kluyveromyces lactis
Lineage: Eukaryota; Fungi; Ascomycota; Saccharomycetes; Saccharomycetales; Saccharomycetaceae
Gene: TRM1
Product: tRNA (guanine26-N2)-dimethyltransferase
Exons: 1
Coding region: 1-1674 (557 amino acids)
Biological process (GO): tRNA N2-guanine methylation
Cellular component (GO): nucleus
Molecular function (GO): RNA binding
Source: RefSeq, a predicted model, not a curated record
AUGCUCAGGGCUGCCUUUCAAAGUUUGAAGUCAAAAUUUGGCAGAAAAGUAACGUUGGAUAGCUCAACGAUCGAUGUUUCUCAGUUCAAGGUGGUGCAAGAGGGUGAUGCUAAGAUAUUAUUUCCUAACAAGGAAACUGUGUUCUAUAAUCCAAUCCAGCAGUUCAAUAGAGAUUUGAGUGUCACUUGUAUCAAAGCAUGGGAUGAACUGUAUCAAGAGGAACAACGUGAAAGCCGUGAACUGAAGAGCAAGAACAAGAAAAGGAAACCCAUAGAGAGCAAUGAAGAUGGUUCCGAUUACGAUACUAUCAAAAGGCGUAAAUUAAACGAAGAUCAAGACUCUGUAGCUGUGUCUUCAAAAGAUCAUUCUACCAGGCCGUACAUCAAAAUUUUGGAAGCAUUGAGUGCAACCGGGCUACGUGCUAUAAGAUAUUCUAAGGAGGUUCCUAAUGUGAAGACUAUUGUAGCCAACGAUUUACUACCAGAGGCAGUGGAAUCCAUAAAGAGAAAUGUCAUCUAUAAUGAGGUCUCGGAUAAAGUUGUACCCAAUUUGGAUGAUGCAAAUGUGCUGAUGUACAGAAACAAAAGCAAAAAUGAGAAAUACCAUGUAAUUGAUUUGGAUCCAUAUGGUACCGUUACUCCUUUCGUCGAUGCAUCAAUGCAAUCCAUCGAAGAUGGUGGAUUGAUGCUGGUUACAUGUACAGAUCUAUCGGUCUUGGCUGGUAACGGAUACCCCGAAAAAUGUUUUGCAUUGUACAGUGGUGUUAAUAUGGCAGGUCACGAUGCUACUCAUGAAAGUGCAUUGAGGCUAGUUUUAAACCUUUUAGGACAAUCAGCUGCAAAGUAUAAAAAGACUAUUGAACCACUUCUUUCGUUAAGUAUCGAUUUCUACGUCAGAGUUUUCAUUAGAGUCAAAACAAGCCCAAUUGAAGUCAAAAACUUGCAGUCGAAUACCAUGGUCGGAUAUAUGUGUUCUGGCUGUAAUGCUUACCACACACAGCCUCUAGGCAGACAACAAGAAAGGACAACUAAGAAGGGGGUCAAAUUCACCAAAUUCUCCUUGGCACAAGGUCCACCAGUUGAUAGGAAUUGUUCAUACUGCGGGAGCGUCCAUCACAUCGUUGGGCCAAUGUACGGCGGUCCAUUGCAUAACAAAAAAUUCAUUGAUCGUGUAUUGAGAAUUAAUAAAGAAGAACAUAAGGAUGAUAUUUAUGGUACGAGAAAGAGAAUCGAAGGUAUGUUGACUUUAGCCAAGAAUGAGAUAGCUGCUCCUUUCUAUUUCACACCAAACUCGGUGUCCUCAGUCUUGAAAUUCCAAGUGCCAACUUUAAAGGCAGUUGUCGCAGGACUAGGAUCGCUAGGGUUUGAAUGUUCUUUGACACAUGCAAAGGCAUCAAGUUUGAAGACCGAUGCCAGCUGGGAUGCCAUUUGGUAUGUGAUGAAGAAGUAUUGCAUAGAUAACAAUCUUGUCAAUAUAGAGAAGAUGAAUAAGAAUGGAAACGGGUACAAGAUUUUGACCAAUGAUACCAUCGGACAAACUGAAGACUGGGAUAAAAAGAUAUCCUUCGAACCUAAUGAAUACAGUGGUAGGUUUGAAAAGCUAAGGAAGCUAAAAAUUGUAAGAUACCAAGAAAAUCCUACCAAAAACUGGGGACCAAAGGCUAGACCACAGUAG